Messenger RNA from Pocillopora damicornis (cauliflower coral), 1089 nucleotides. Its product is annotated as calaxin. The record is from RefSeq and is a predicted model, not a curated record. Gene Ontology annotation, molecular function: calcium ion binding. Lineage: Eukaryota; Metazoa; Cnidaria; Anthozoa; Scleractinia; Pocilloporidae.
UAUUGUUGCAUAGCAACGUUAGCAACGACCCCGCCAUCUUUCAAUAAUACUGUGUGACUAGGAGAUUUCUCAAGCUUGGAAAGUUAGAUCAUUAGUAAUAUGGCAACAAUAACAGCAAGACGAAAUCAAGACAAGAUCGCCGAGAAUCUGGAGCGCGAGACUCACUUUUCUGGAGAGGAGGUCAAGAGCUUGUUAGGAAUGUUUGAAAAUAAUGCAAAGAAUGGGAAAAUGGACAGGACAACAUUUAGAGACAUAUUGUAUAACGAUUUUGGACUGACAGAGGAUAUCAUUAUGGACAGAGUAUUCCGAGUUUUUGAUGAGGAUAAUGAUGGCAAUCUUAAUAUGAAGGAGUGGGUUUGUGGCCUGUCAAAGUUUCUAAAGGGAACAUUUAAGGAGCAAAUGGAUUUUUGUUUUAAUGUGUAUGACCUCAAUGGACAAGGCUACAUAUUACGAGAACAAAUCCAGCACAUGUUAAAAGAGUGCAUGGUCAAGUCAUCAACUGAAGAAGAUGCAGAUGAACAAGUAAAAGACCUCGUUGAUUUAUCGCUGAAGAAAAUGGAUGAGGAUAAAGAUGGAAAGAUUUCACUAAAUGAUUUCAAAACUGCUGUAACCAAAGAGAAACUUCUCCUGGAGAUAUUUGGAAAAUGUCUGCCUGGAUCCAAGGAAAUAGCAAAAUUUCUUCAGAGUUUUGCAAGCUGUUAAUAGUAAAGAGUGCCAUUUUAACUACCAUUAGAAGAGACAGAUCAAUCUUUGUAUGUAAAGUAGCCCAACUUUGAUAGUUGUUGAAUAAAAAAUAAUGAAUAGGGACUCAUUCAACACUUAAAGAUUAGUUUUUCCAGUCAUCAUCAAACAUGGCUGGUAGCAAAGGAACACUUUUUUCUUAAUGGUACAUAAAUAAAAAAUUCAUAUUGAAGACAUCCAUUGUAAAUAGGAGCUGAAGAAGGUAGUUACACAAGCUUUUUUCAUUCUGAGAAAUAACAAAAUUGCACAGUACAUGUAAGAUAGAGGUCAUACUUGUCUGAUGAAUAAUAAAGAAUGCCAUACCAAUUGUAAUGAAACUCUUUUGGUGUGCAAAGUAUUUUCUUGAAA